AUGGAGAAUCAUCCUUUAACUACAGAAGAACCAUUAUCACACCCUGAAUUAUUACGUGAAAUUAAUAAAGUGGAUCCAAGGGAUAAAGAAGUACCUCCUGCAGUCAUUGUUCACUAUGAAAAUCCGAAUCAAAUUAUACCUCCAUUGACUCAACAAACCCUAUUGGAUCCAGACAGGAAUAAUGAUGAUGAUGAUGAAAUGAUGGAUGAUGAAUUGAUGCGCAUAACUGAAUCUAACCGUCAUAUUCCGUUUCUUGAAGAGAACAAAGAAACAAGCUUGCAUGGUUCAAAAUCCUUGCGAAGUCAAAAUGUCACAUUUCGACGCCAGUUGCUUGUCUUUGCCGAUCAUCCCAGUGUCACAAAAAAACCCGACCGUAUCAUUGUCCUGAAUCAUUAUGGUGCUGGACCCCAAGGUGUUUUGCCUCAAGAAUUAAAGCCUACACGUCGUUCUCGAUCUUAUCUUGUUGCUUGUGAUUUCAGUGAAGAAAGCUACCAUGCUAUUGAAUGGACCAUGGGAACCAUGAUGCGGGAUGGGGAUAAGCUGUAUGUGGCUGCUGCUGUGAACCGAGAAGAUAAUCCAGAGGCAGUGAAGGAAGCAGGCUUGUCUUUAUCAAAAGAAUUAAAAAAGGCAUCUGAUACUGUCACAGAAGAAGCUAAAAAAAUUCUUAAUCAAAUGUUACUAUUUGAUAUACAACUCAUCACUUUUGCUAUUUGUGGUAAAGUCAAGGAAGUCUUGUUUAAAUUGAUUGAAGAACUCUCUUUGACUAUGGUUGUCUGUGGUAGUCGUGGUAGAGGCACUGUAAAAGGGUAUUUAAUGGGAUCCAUUUCGACUUAUCUUGUACAUAAAUCACCUGUCCCAGUGACUGUAAUUCGACCUCAAAAGAAAAAGAAGGCACCUCAAAAGAAGACAGUGCGUGCUGCUCCUCUGAGUCAAAGUGUUGAAACAGGUCAAUUAGCAGUAGAUGAAUUAAGCAAGACAUCUCAAGCUAACUAA
Messenger RNA from Gilbertella persicaria, 993 nucleotides. RefSeq lists its product as uncharacterized. NCBI's taxonomy places the organism in Eukaryota, Fungi, Mucoromycota, Mucoromycetes, Mucorales, Choanephoraceae. The record is from RefSeq and is a predicted model, not a curated record. Bases 1 to 993 code for a protein of 330 amino acids. The transcript is spliced from 5 exons.